AGUAAGCCAGUUUUUACACUUUAUUAGUUGCUGAAAUAGGUUUGUCUGUGUGGGAGGAGCUACUGGAGGAGUUUGUUCAUUGACUGCAGGAAUCACUUUACACAUUCAACUUUUUCAAGAGUGUCAGGGUGCGAUUAUUAUAGCAGUUAUCGGUGUUGGGAAACUGGCUGGAGAACUGUUUAAGAAAAUGUUUAUUUUCAUUUGUUUGUGCUCAUGGAGUCUGGCUGGUAAGUGUUUUUUUUUUGUUUUUUUCACGUUUUACCUGUACAUGAUUAUGUUCUUUAUUGAUUCCAUCAUUCAUUUUGCCUCUAAUAUUCUCAAUUUUCCAUAAUCCCCUUGAGUGCGCAGUAAAAUUCCAAAUGUGAAUGAAAAUCUCUUAUAAGUAAAUAUUUGUUCUUCAGGUGUGCUUGGUGAUGAAGUGAAGUCAGUGUCAGUGAUGGAGAGAGAUUCUGUCACUCUGAACACUGAUCUUACUGAAAUACAGAGAGAUGAUCUGAUCAUGUGGACAUUUGAACUCGUUCUCAUAUCUAAAAUCAACGGAAAAGACGAUAAAAGAGAGUUUUAUGAUGAGAGAUUCAGAGACAGACUGAAGCUGGAUCAGACUGGAUCUCUGAUCAUCACAAACACCAGAACCACAGACUCUGGAGAAUAUAAAGUCACCAGCAGCAGAAGAGAGACGCCGCUCAAUACAUUCAAUAUCACUGUCUAUGCUCGUCCACCUGUUCCUCUCAUCAGCAGAGACUGUUCAUCAUUAUCAUCACAGCAGAAUUGUUCAUUGUUGUGUUCAGUGGUGAAUGUGAGUCACGUGACUCUCUCCUGGUACAAAGGAAACAGUUUAUUGUCCAGCAUCAGUGUGUCUGAUCUCAGCAUCAGUCUCUCUCUACCUCUGGAGGUGGAAUAUCAGGAUAAUAACACCUACAGCUGUGUUCUCAACAAUCCCAUCAGAAACCAGACCAGACACUUGGACAUCACUCAACUCUGUCACACAUGUCCAGAAGUCUGCACCUGCUGCUGUGGUUCUACUGAAGCUGUGAUCCGAUUGGCUCUCUCUGUUCUGGUGGGCGUGGCUACUGUUGCUGUGCUAGUUUAUGACAUCAGAUACAGAUGUCUUCAACAGCAGAAAUCACAAUCAAAUGCUGAUUAA
Molecule: messenger RNA, 1144 nt
Organism: Carassius auratus (goldfish)
Lineage: Eukaryota; Metazoa; Chordata; Actinopteri; Cypriniformes; Cyprinidae
Exons: 3
Coding region: 437-1144 (235 amino acids)
Source: RefSeq, a predicted model, not a curated record